UUUGGGUGAGCGUGGGUUUUCAGAUGCGUAUGACUUACAGUCCUUGGAAAUGGUUGGUAUUGUUAGUGGCCCUCAAGUGUUCUGAAGCAUCUUCUGAUUUGGAAAAAUCUACUAAUUCUACUGCUCAGCAUGAAACUAAUGUUCGGUUUGCUGCUGCCAGCUCAGAACCAGAUGAGAAGAUAUCUGUCUUUGCACUGGAUUAUGACUAUGUGCAAAUUCCUUAUGAGGUCACCCUCUGGAUUCUUCUAGCAUCUCUUGCAAAAAUAGGCUUUCAUAUCUACCACAGACUACCGGGCCUCAUGCCAGAAAGCUGCCUCCUCAUCACCGUUGGGGUCCUGGUGGGUGCCAUCAUCUUUGGCACUGACCACAAAUCACCUCCCGUCAUGGAUUCAAGCAUCUACUUCCUGUAUCUCCUUCCACCCAUUGUCCUGGAGGGUGGUUAUUUCAUGCCCACAAGACCAUUCUUCGAGAACAUUGGCUCCAUCCUGUGGUGGGCAGGCCUGGGGGCCCUGAUCAAUGCCUUUGGAAUUGGCCUCUCGCUCUACCUCAUUUGUCAGAUUAAGGUCUUUGGCCUCAGCGACGUCAGUCUGCUUCACAAUCUGCUCUUUGGCAGCCUGAUCUCUGCUGUGGACCCCGUGGCUGUGCUGGCGGUGUUCGAGGAGGCCCGGGUUAAUGAACCGCUCUACAUGAUGAUCUUCGGGGAGGCCCUGCUCAAUGAUGGCAUCAGUGUGGUCUUAUACAAUAUACUAAUUGCCUUCACAAAGAUGCAUAAAUUUGAAGACAUUGAACCUGUUGACAUUUUGGCUGGAUGUGCCCGGUUCAUUAUUGUGGGGGUUGGAGGAGUAUUUUUUGGCAUAGUUUUUGGAUUCAUUUCUGCGUUCAUCACACGGUUCACUCAGAAUAUCUCUGCUAUUGAACCACUCAUCGUCUUCAUGUUUAGCUAUUUGUCCUACUUGGCAGCUGAGACUCUCUAUCUCUCCGGGAUCCUGGCAAUCACAGCCUGUGCAGUGACCAUGAAAAAGUAUGUAGAAGAAAAUGUGUCCCAGACAUCCUAUACAACCAUCAAGUAUUUCAUGAAGAUGCUGAGCAGUGUCAGUGAGACCCUGAUCUUCAUCUUCAUGGGUGUAUCCACUGUUGGGAAGAAUCAUGAGUGGAACUGGGCCUUCAUCUGCUUCACCCUGGUCUUCUGUCAGAUCUGGAGAGCCAUCAGUGUAUUUUCUCUCUUCUACAUAAGUAACCAGUUUCGGACCUUCCCCUUCUCCAUCAAGGACCAGUGCAUAAUUUUCUACAGUGGUGUUCGAGGAGCUGGAAGUUUUUCACUUGCAUUUUUGCUUCCUCUGUCUCUUUUUCCUAGGAAGAAGAUGUUUGUCACUGCUACUCUAGUAGUUAUAUAUUUUACUGUAUUUAUUCAGGGAAUCACGAUUGGUCCUCUAGUCAGAUAUCUGGAUGUUAAAAAGACCAAUAAAAAAGAAUCCAUUAAUGAAGAGCUUCAUAUCCGUUUAAUGGACCAUUUGAAGGCAGGAAUUGAAGACGUGUGUGGCCAAUGGAGUCAUUACCAAGUGAGAGAUAAGUUCAAAAAGUUUGAUCAUAAAUAUUUAAGGAAAAUACUAAUCCGAAAGAACCUGCCAAAGUCAAGCAUUGUUUCAUUGUAUAAGAAGCUGGAAAUGAAGCAAGCUAUUGAGAUGGUCGAGACAGGAAUACUGAGUUCUACUGCCUUUUCCAUACCUCAUCAGGCCCAACGAAUACAAAGAAUCAAAAGGCUUUCCCCAGAAGAUGUGGAGUCCAUGAGGGAAAUUCUGACACAUAACAUGUACCAAGUCCGACAAAGGACACUGUCUUACAACAAAUACAAUCUCAAGCCACAAACAAGUGAGAAGCAAGCGAAAGAGAUUCUGAUUCGACGCCAGAACACUUUACGAGAGAGUAUGAGGAAGGGCCACAGCUUGCCAUGGGGAAAGCCGACUGGUCCCAAAAACAUCCGCUACCUCUCCUUCCCCUAUAGUAACCCUCAGUCAGCAAGAAGAGAUGAGAGAAUUGCUGAAUUCACAGAUAAUGAAAGCAGUGAUUCAGAAUUAUUGUCCAUUAUGUUCAACCCACACUCUCGGACAGAGUCACAUCAAGUAAAUCAACUGACACAAGAAAUCAUUCCAAUGAAGAGUUUACACAGAAGAGAGAAACCACCCAACUUUGGCUAUCGAAGAAAUGCAAGCCUGGAAGAACAUGUUGCAGGAGGUAGAAGGGUGGCUAUAAGGCCCAGACCACUCUUUCAUGCAGUAAGUGAGGAGUAUGAGUCUGGAGAGGAAAGUGAGGAAGACACCUCUGCAACUCGGUCAAGAUGGUCUGCUGAGCACAGACACAUCAGGGACCAUCACAAGUCCCACAGCCCUUUGCUCCAGAGAAAAUAGUUUUCUGAUCCACAAGGCUGUGUAUUUUCCAGAGUUCAUCUUCCUAGUGAG
Molecule: messenger RNA, 2456 nt
Organism: Sorex fumeus (smoky shrew)
Lineage: Eukaryota; Metazoa; Chordata; Mammalia; Eulipotyphla; Soricidae
Gene: SLC9A4
Product: solute carrier family 9 member A4
Exons: 12
Coding region: 24-2405 (793 amino acids)
Biological process (GO): sodium ion transport; regulation of pH; proton transmembrane transport
Cellular component (GO): membrane
Molecular function (GO): sodium:proton antiporter activity
Source: RefSeq, a predicted model, not a curated record